Molecule: messenger RNA, 9876 nt
Organism: Bombus pascuorum
Lineage: Eukaryota; Metazoa; Arthropoda; Insecta; Hymenoptera; Apidae
Product: zinc finger and BTB domain-containing protein 49-like
Exons: 4
Coding region: 581-1864 (427 amino acids)
Biological process (GO): regulation of transcription by RNA polymerase II
Cellular component (GO): nucleus
Molecular function (GO): DNA-binding transcription factor activity, RNA polymerase II-specific; RNA polymerase II cis-regulatory region sequence-specific DNA binding
Source: RefSeq, a predicted model, not a curated record
CUCUCCCCUCACACUUCAUCCCACUGCACGCAUACUGUACCCAUCCCUCUGCCACCAGAUCAUCCCCCCUGCGUCCUCCCCCGUUCUCCUUCAUUCUUCCCGUCCUCUGAUUCCCGUUCUCCGCGCCGCCGUCCCUCUACAGCCACCCUUCCCCCGCAUCGCGACGAUCCUCCGCCGCUUACAAUAUUCGUUUUUUAACGUCUUUUUCCGUCUUCUACCCUUUUCUAUAAUCAGUGUAUAUCCUUCGUAAUCCUUAUUAAAAGAACGCGUGCAAUAUCCUAGUAUAUUCACCAGCGAAGAUUUACGUGUUUUUUUCGUACAACAAUCGUGCGGUUUAAGAAGGGAAACGCGACUGUUUCCCCUGUGUGUAUUUCCUCGUGACAGAAGGCUGACGCAGCAGCGGCGGUGGCGGUGGCGUGCUGUGUCCUCUUGCUUCUUAUGCUUGUGUCUCUCGUGUUGUAAAAAUCUGCCCCUACGCUCGCUCUCACCUCUCGGAGACCCCCCUCCGAGGAAAGGAUUCGAUUCCACGGCGAAGAAACAUGGGGAGAGGGACGUUGCUGUAUUUGAUUGACGGUUUGCAAUGAAUUUCCCGCCGUUCGGAAGCCAUUUUCCCGGUACUAUUCCUAGUAUUCAUCAGUUCGCAACCGACGGCUCCGGCGGUGCGGGCGGACGUUACGCCAAUCAUUUUCCCAACCAGCCUCCAAUUGGAGUGCCGGUUAUGGGAAAGUACCGUCCUGAAAGCAACGGCGUGCAAUCUGCUCAGUCACAAGUGAUGAUGAACAAUAAAGCAAGUUAUCCUAACAGCAAUGUUCAUCAUUACCCAAACGUACCAUAUUCCCAAGCUCAACCAGUUCAACAGCGGCCCUCUAAUUCGCCUGGAAUGCCAGAGAAGCGUUCUUAUCAUCAGCAAGCGACCGAAACUAUAAAUCAACAAGAUGUUUGCAAUCUCCUACAGGAUAAAGACAAAAAUAAAGAAAAGAAGGGAGACGAGCAACAGCGCAAUGGAGAAACUACAACAAAUGGUAGCCAACAAGAUUAUACGAUGCAUCAACAUCAUCAGCAGCACGCUCAUACUCAAACUCCUGCAACUAUGCCUGCUACGUGGCAGUCUUUGGCUACUCCUGGAUCCACAGUGGCAGAUUACCUCAGUCAUUUACCAGCUAGUACUUUACCGUUAAGUUUACAUCAUUUCUUAAAAUAUUCUGCAGAAAGUAUUAAGAAAGAAUCAGAAAUGGCACAAACCACUUCUGUAGCUGUAGCAACUACAACAACGCCUAACAUAAUGAUGUCCCCGAAUAAUAAAAAGAAGAAAAAGAAGAAGGCUCCCAAGGAGAAAAAGCCACGUCCAAAACCUGGAGAAAUUCGCUUAACGACGGCUCUAGAUGGCUCUACAUUGUAUUGCUGUCCAGAAUGUCAUAUGGCAUACCCAGAACGUGAAUUAUUGGAACAACAUCUUCUGGGACAUACAUUAGAACGAAGAUUCGUGUGCGAUAUUUGUGGGGCAGGCCUCAAAAGAAAGGAUCAUCUUACACGUCACAAACAGAGUCACAACCCCGAACGUCCAUACGUUUGUACUGUUUGUUUAAAAGCUUUCAAAAGGAAAGAGCAGUUGACAUUGCACUUCGUUAUACAUUCUGGCGAGAAACGACAUGUAUGCACAGAGUGUGGAAAAGGAUUUUAUCGUAAAGAUCAUUUAAGAAAGCAUACCAGAAGCCACAUCGCAAGAAGGGUAAAAGCUGAGCUCAGUCAAAAUGCUGGUACGCAGCAAAAUCAACAGCAAAAUAAUGUUUCAAAUAUGCAGACAACAGCUGUUACAGCAUCAUCUGUUCUUUCUGGUGGACAUCCGGGACCUCUCCUGUCCUGAGCCCCGCCACCAGGGAACUUCCAAGUUCCCCAUCCUAAUAAUAUUCUUCACUCGCAUACUUCUCAUCAUUCGUUGCAUCAUCAUCAUUUGACGGCCGUUAACGUGGCGCACCAAUCGAGUGUCACGCCACUUGCUACAUCCAGCCACUAUCAAACGCACGACCUCAGUUUCUUGGGACACGUUAAAGAUUUCUGAGAGCAGGGGAAGACCUCGAUCAAGAGGUAACAAAACUGACAAAUUAUACGAGUACUCUUAGCCAGUGAUGGUUAAUUCGACCGCUUUUCUUCGUUUCAACUUUAGUAAGUUUUCUACGAUAACAAACAAUUAUCCGUGAUUCUGCUGACUCUCUAUGUCCUAGUACAAUAAUGCAGAAGCUGUGACAAUUGCAUAAAUUUUUCAACGGUAUGCACAGUUUUUAUCACCUGUAUGUCAGGUAUUGUUUUUGAGAUAUGUACGCAUAGAUCUUAUCUUGAAAAAGUGUGCCAUAUGUGUAUGUACAUGAUCAAAAGAAAAAAAAAAGAAAAAAAAAUGAAGAGAGAGACAUAGAGAGUGUUUCCAUGCACACGGAAAAGAGACACCAUAAUUUUCUCUAGGAGCGUUAGAUUAGAGCCUGAUAUAAAAGUCUUGCCAUAUUACUGUAUGUAUGAGAAACAAAACAUAUUUUUAUGAAGGCUUGAUGUAAAACACAAAGAAGCUACUUAUUAUCAAGCUAAGCUUAUUAUCAAGAGAGAGAAAUAUUAUAAAUCUUUUCCAAAUGAGUUGAACCGAAUGAUUCGAUUUAGUUCAUAAAUUUAUUUUCAAUUAGUCAACCUAAAAUCGUUGAACACAAACAAAAGUUUAGAAUUUGUGCGAAUGAAGACAUGUAUAUAAGGAUGCAAACGAGUCAUCCCACCGAUUAAUAUGUAACGUCUUUCAAUUUCUUAAUAAGCUGAAAAGUAUAUUUCUUUUAAUCAUUGACUCAAUGAUAUUUUGAUCGUAUCUUGAUCUAAAGAAUUAGAUAUGUUUACAAUCUUUCCGACGAAGUUAGAAAAUAUUUUAUUUUUAGAGUCGAGUUAUUUAAUGUUUUAAUGAAACAUUACAAAGCAGUAGCUAAAAGAACACGUGGCAAUACUUUAGUCAGUAAAGGAACGAAAAAAACAUUAUUUCGCUUUUGUUUUUAUAAAUUUAUUUCGUAUAUAUACAAAGUUGACAGUAUUUUAUAUUUUACAAUAUAUAGUUCCAAAUUUUUGCUUGUAUGUAUACAUUUAUACAUAAUUGCGUAUAUAUACAUAUGUAUGUAUUUAUGUACACGUAUAUAUUUUGCGUUUUCGCCGAGAAUCGUACUAUAUCUCACUUUUAUUAUAUACGUAAGUUCUUUAGGAGUUUACAUCGUUUUUUAUAUCGUUUUUUUACAUUGUUUUUUAUACAUAUUUUUUUCGUUAAAUCCCUUUAACUUUCGUUGAAUACUGAUCGUGUUAGUGAACGUUUUUCGUUAGACUUCAUGUACUUUUGAUUUUCUUUGUUUAUUAUUAUUAUUAUUAUUAUUAUUAUUAUUAUUAUUAUAAUUUUUAUACGUAUAUAUUAUAGUAAAUAUUCAAGUAAUCGUCGUUAAAAAGAAUGCUAGUUUUAUAAUCUUUUUUUAUGUCUUAUUUAUCCGCAUCGUGGAAGUGAAAUACCCUCGCGGACUGUGAUCGUUUCGGACAAAACUGACAUUUGUUCCAAUUGUCUCACUUUGUCUGAUAUGUUUUUUUCAACCAUUUCUUCCUCGUUUUAGUAUUAUUCAGUGUGCCAUUUUCUUCGAACUCCCUACGCCGAUACUUUCUUGCCACAGGCAUUAAUUCAGUCUACCAGAUCGUCGACGCUAUCCUUUCGUCCUUUAUUUUUUUUUUUCUUUUUUUUUAAUUCUUAAAAGUAGACGUCCUAUAUCCUUAAACAUUACAUGCAACAGCUGCUGAAUACGUUUACGUUCUGAUGUAAACCGUAUGAGGAAAACAAAAUGCAAGAAUAUAACGUAUGAAAAAAGUAGUUAGGAAUGUGAUGCGCUAUUAUAAAAAGAAAAGAGAGAAAGGAAAGGGAAAAUAUUGAAAGCAUCGUAUUCGUUGGGAGGACGACGCGUUUCGGCGAUCCAUUAUUGCUUACGAGAAUGAACUAUAAAGUAUUUUGUAAAGAACUUAGGGUAUGCAAAUAGAAUAGACGUACAAAUUCAUCGUUGAUAUAUUUUUUAAUUAUUUCUUACGUUUGACCGUAAAUAUACACACAGUUAUUUUCUAACGUUCACUUAAGUUUUGUUCCAGUAAUCAUAAAUUUUUGGUCUUCUUCCAAUUGAUCCUCACCGACUGUUUUGCAUCAUAUUUCUAGCAAAAGUCGUAUAUGCGUUCUAUAGCAGGUAAUAUGAAAAAUUCAGGAUUCGUCAGACCUCAAAUAUAAGGAUGUACUAAAAAUAUUAUAUACAAAUAUAUAUGUAUAUAUAUAUACUAAAAGUUAUAUAUGUAUAUAUAUAUAUACAUUUAAAAAAAGUAUAAAAGAACGAGCUGUAUUAAAAUACUCCACCGCCAUGUACUUGUAAUCAUGAAAAAAAGAGAAGAGAAGAAAGAGAACAGAGAGUACACUUUAGGUUAUAUGUUUUAGCGAGUAAGUUUGUAUACAAGAUGAAGAAAAAAAAAAAAAUAAGAUUACUACGAUAUGUAAGUGAAAGACGAGGAGAGAAGUAUAAAAGAUGCGUAUGUCUGCGUGUGUUGUAUGCGUGUACAUGCACGCGCGCGCCGAAUCGGAGAGAAAAAUAUGUCGGAACGUGUGUGCUUGUUGCGUGCGUUUUAUGCGUGCAUAUAAUAAUCCGAAAGGUAUAAGGGGAAGAGAGAAAGAGCCUGUGAAAGAAUUAAACAAAAGGAAAGAGAAGAAAAAAAGAAAGAACGUUGACAUGUGGGUAGUUAUAUAUAUAAAAGUAUAUAAUAUAAUAUAAAAAUAUAUAUAUAAUGUGAGAGAGAGAGAGAGAGAGAGAGAGAGAGAGAGAUAUCAAAUUUUUCCGGAACAGGAAAUCGGUGGACUACAUGAAGUGGAAAAGUGAGAUGAAAAUAAUGACAAAUAGCUUUACGAUUUAUAAAAAGAAGAAAUAAAACAACAGCGAGCGCGCGCGAAAAAGAGCGAGCGAGAGAGAGAGAGAGAGAGAGAAAUUUUUCAGAAGUUCGACGUAUGAUUUUUUUUUUUUUUUUUGAGAGAUUAAACAAAUGAGAGGCUCAAGAAGCGGUCUAUUUUCAAGGGUAGCCAAAAAGAAAAAUGAAUAAAAAAAUGGAGAAAGAACCUGAUAUUUCCGCGCUCGACGAGGCGGACAGUUUGUCUUUGAUAUUUCAGAAAACCGACCACUUCGUCGAGGUAUAAUAGGCAUAGUUGGUGUUCCUAGAGAAAAAAAGAUGAGAAAGAGAGAAAGGGAAGGGAGGAAUAAGAAUAGUUAACGCGUCUGUAAAAACGGAAGAGAAGAAAGAAAAAUAACAAUUCUCCGGUGCCUUUGCAUAGCGCUGGACUUUAACCGCACCUGCAUACUUUUUCCACCUUAUGAGUAAAAGUCCAUGGAUAUGGCCUCGUGCAUAGCUCUUUUUCGGGACACCCUGUGUAUGCUCCUUUCCUCUUUCGUCCCCCGUUCGCAACUUUUUUGUCGUUUUCGUCGCCAUCCGACACUCUUUUUGCGCCGUGAGCAAGCUAACAAAAAAGAGACGAACAAAAAGCGGUUCAACGGGCGAUCGAGAGAGGAAGAAGAUGAAAUAUUUUUUAAUAAUGUGAAAAUGAUGAUUGAAAGAGAAGAAAAAGUAAGAUGUGUGUUUUUUAGAAAAAAAAGAAAAAAAAAGAGGAUCCAGAGACGAGAUUUGUUGACGAAAGGGGAGUGAACAGAAUGAAGAAACACGUUUUUUCUGUACUUUUCAAUUAUGAUUUCUUCAAUUUUCUUUUUUAGCAAUCUUUUUGUGUUUUGUUAAACGGCAAACGCCAAGUGUAAAAGGACGUGGAAAAUUUGUUGCUCGGAUGGAAUGGAAAAUAUUUAUUUGCAUUUUUCAACAUUAGAAUUUCGCUGGUAGAGCUAUGUAUACGUUUUGUACUUAUUCCUUCCUGUGUAUCGAAUGUAUAGAUAUUUUACUUUAUGCCAUGAAUCAAACGAAGCGAAACUACAGCUUCGUUACAGAAGAUACCGAGGAACUCUGUUUUGCGAACUCAAUGGUUGGAAAUGAUUUAGUUUGUCCUCUGCCUAUAGAUACAUACGUUUUCCGUUCUUGUAAUCGAUAGUAGCGUCUAAUGAUUAAACGAGCAUAAGUAUCGCGUUUUAUAAAGCGUAAGUAGUAAUAAGGUAUAGGCCUUUAUUGCCUAAGUUGCACGAGCUAAGAGAGUGAAAGGGAGAGAUUGCGAGUGAAACCGAGAGCGAGAGAAUGGGAAAAAUAACAAAAUGAUAAUAACAGAUUGAAUUUGCGUACAUCUCGUUUUACAGUUUUACUAGAAACUGUAAGGAAGAAGACGUAAGAGAGAAAAAUCUUAAAUCUUGAGAAAACAAAUUCACGGAAACUUGUAGAAUUCCUUUUUUCGUAUGGUAAAAGCGUUUCGUACUGGUGUUUACUUAAUCCUCUAUGGACUAUUCGUACUAAUGCGCGUGACUAUGUAAUGGCUUUUAACUUAAAGCGUUAAACAUUUUCUCUUGGAACAAGAAACAAAUUUAUAAAAAGAUCUCUAAAAUCUUUGAAAAUGGGAAUUUUUUCUUAAAGCAUCGAAUGCUUUGUUUACAUUAUAGAGGAUUAAUAUCGCAAAAUACCGUUAUUGUUAUUACUAUUACUUUUUUGCGUUAUUUGUAACUAUCAUUUACAGCGAUACGACUAGACAUUUGAAUGUUAUUUCUGUAGUAAAUUGGAAAAUAAUCAUUGCUCGAAAUGGGACAUCGUGUUCGAUAACGAUAAGUCUAUCGAUCUUAACCUCGUCAAAACGAGUAAGGAGAAAAAUUGAACGACCAGAAAGAACGACGACGAUGAGAAACACAGUUUCGAGCAUUGAUUUCUCGCUGAUUUACCAUGUAGUUAUUGUAAAACUGAUUGUUUUCGGCGAGCGAUCAGACGCAAAGGUAAUUGAUCGAACAGGGAAGAAGAAAAAAAACUAAAAGUUUAAAAGGUAACAGUUUGUUGUAAAUCAAACGCAAUUCACUGAGAGAUAUGAGGGUGACAAUGAAAACCAUAUUUUUCUACGCAGUGUCGAAAAAAAAAAAAAAAAAAAAAAAUUCUUAAUCGUACUAAUGCAGAAUAGAGCCGAAAAUGAAUUCGAUUAAAAAAAAAUGGCUUCGUCGCGUGAAGCGUAAUAAUUUGCCUCGCGCGCGAGCUACGAAUUUUAGUUGGUUCAUGCAAAAACGAAAGAAAGGAAGAACGCAAAAGGGAGGGGAGAAAGUACAAUAACGAAACUUGAGAUUCGCGCUAAUAUAUUUAGAGGCACCGAAGCGUUCUCCCGCGCACUUUUUUCCUUGUAAAUAGAACGAAACCGAAGAAGAAAGAAAGAAAGAAAGAAAGGAUAGACUUAAGAUGAACACCGAGUAAAAAUACAUCGUUUUCGAAUGGAACAAGAUAAUGAUUUCUCGAUCGAGAGACGAAUAAUUUUUUAUAAAGUUCAUCGGAUAGCUGUUGGUUUUUUAAGUAAUCUUAGACGUAAGACGCAGUUAGUACGUGUGUACUUGCAUGAUCCUUUACGGUCUAACUUUUUCGUUUUUCGACACACAAACAAAUGAAAGAAAGAAUACAAAUUUUUAAGUUACGAAUUUAUAUAUCCGUAUUGAUAUAUUCGCAUAGCAAAGAAAAAUUAAUUUCUGGUACUUAAAUUACCGUUACAUUUCGAUAUCUUGUUUUAUCUAUUUUAGGAAUUAGUUAAAAAACUAAAAAAAGUUGUUUAACCGAUUCUUCUAUCGUAAUAAAUCCUUUGGAAAAAGUUAUAGAUUAAAAUUGAAUUAGUAGAGGAGCUAGACCGUGAAGGAUUCGAAUGAAACAAGAGAAGUUUUGCAUGAACCAACGGGCGCUGUUCUUACGUGUAUAUUUUAUCGGAGUAUCCAGCUGCCGCGGUUCAGUUUCUCGGCUUGUCCAGUCGGCGUGGUAUGUGUGCUUGCGUUUUUUGCGUGCGUCCUCUGUGCGCGUGUGCGUAAAUGUGAUUACCGGUUUUUCAAACAGAGACGUCAGCACAACAGGCGAGUAACGACGGAAGGGAAAUAUGGAAAGAUAUACAAAUUCCUCGACAUAGUACAAAGCAUUUAAACUCCUCUUUUUCCAAUAGCCUAGGGAAUAUAAUAAGUACGCAUUGCACAUAAGUCAUUACGCGUAAAAUAGACAUCUACCGAGUAGCCGGAGAGUCCGCGACGCAACGAGGCAAUUUAUUUUCUUUUUUCUGUUCUUCUCUCUUCCAUUAGUUUUGUCUCGAUAAUGUAGUAGAAAAGUUAUGACAAUGAUUUUUUUUUCAACCCUUUGCACUCAUGAAUCGCUUCUUUCACGCGACAAAAGAAACUCAAUUCAUAGAAACUCAAUUCAUAACUUUAGAAAACAUUUUUCGAAAUUAUGAAGAAUAUGUAGUAAAAACAUAAAAAUAUGAAAACCUUGAUAGUUUCGUAAUUUAUUUCGUUUUCUUGUUGCUUAUUUCGCUUUUUAACAUUUUACCCGAAAACGUAAGUGCAGAGGGUGCCAACAAAUGGUACAUACAGUUUGUCUAAAUAGAUCUGUAAAAGAUUUUUUAAGGAACUCUUCUUAUUGGACACACAAACGCAAUACUAAAGAUCCGUAAGAAAGAUAUUCUUACAAACUUUUUACGAGACUGCAAAGGCUGACGUUUUAUAGAUUACUCGAAAUAGCGCAAGGUACUUACAUUGCGACCGAUCAAAUGUUAGCAAGGUAUAUACUUUUGUAAUAGACUAGCCAAAUUGUGAAUGGUGAAUAUUUUAUAUAAACCGUAUAGAACUCUCUGAGAAUUAAUUUUGACGCACCGCUGAAUGCACACAAUAGGAUAUAUCGUUUAGAAAACUUAAAGUUUCGGUAGCUAUAUCUCGAGUUGAAUCGUAUUUAUCUUGUCUCGAAAAACUGUAUUUGUUGAACUUUUUGAUUUGUUCACCAUCGUUUAGUGUAUCACGAUAAACCGUAUGCCUAAAGAGCGCAUAGAUACUGCCAUGAUUGCGAUUAUUAGUAGCUUCGAAUUAAAAAAAAAAAAAAAAACACGAAAAAGAAGUAUUUAACAAAAAUGUAACAUCGAUAAACGAUGUAUUUCCUCCGAAAAAGAAAUUUACUCAUUACUCAUUUUUCGAAUCUAAGAUUGCGUUUCCGGUUGUGGAUUUUCCGGACAUCCGAUAGAUAAUAAAGGAGAAAGAAAGGGAAAUAGUGAAAUUUUCAAGCUCGGAAUAUAGGAAAUACGAGUCUUUUGUUUGAAUCCACCAUGUUUUCUUUUUCUUCAUUUCCGUUUGUUCCUCAUCGAAACAUUUGUACCACAGUCUUCCAGGGUACAAAGGAAAGAGUAAAAUAAUACCGUUCGUUCGUCAUGGUGCGUAAAUCAAAAAGGGAAAGAACACGUGAGAAGUAAAAAGGGAUGAAGAAGAAAGAGAGAGAGAGAGUAGAAGAAAGGGAAAGAAAGAUAAGGUGAAACAAAAAAAGAAAGAAAGGACUAAUAAGAGAAAUUGUGUAUAACUAUGCGAACCCUCUGAUGAUCUCAGCGUUUUAUUUUUGUAUAGAGUGCAUAAAAAACAUGUAAUCUUCAGGAAUGUAAGGACGAGGAAAGAGGUACGCAGUUUGAGACAAACAAAAAAGCAAGACUUAUGUAGUAGACGAGAAGACGAAACCUAUAAAAGGGAGAUGUAGGUAUAAAACAAAAACAAAAACAAAAAAAAAAAAAAUACAGACAGACGAAUUUAGGUUGCGAGGAUAGAAGUUUAAAGUUUGUGAACGUUUUUUCGGACAUUUCCCAGUGCUGCUUUAUGUAAUACCCUAUAUAUAUAUAAUAUAUAUAUCUAUAUAUAUAUAUAUAAAAAUUGUAUGAAAAGUCAUCUAAGAAAA